Messenger RNA from Acanthaster planci (crown-of-thorns starfish), 9573 nucleotides. Its product is annotated as vitamin D3 receptor B-like. The record is from RefSeq and is a predicted model, not a curated record. Gene Ontology annotation, biological process: negative regulation of transcription by RNA polymerase II; cell differentiation; positive regulation of transcription by RNA polymerase II. Gene Ontology annotation, cellular component: RNA polymerase II transcription regulator complex. NCBI's taxonomy places the organism in Eukaryota, Metazoa, Echinodermata, Asteroidea, Valvatida, Acanthasteridae. Gene Ontology annotation, molecular function: nuclear receptor activity; RNA polymerase II cis-regulatory region sequence-specific DNA binding; zinc ion binding.
UCAGGAGUAUGUUUAAUUUGUGGUCUGACAUUCACAAUGUGUGUUGUAGUGAAAUGCAGGGGUAGUUUUUAACGGGCUGCUUCCAAAUGUUUGAUUUACUGGUACCAUACUGGUACAUGUAUGUUGUCAUACCAGCUCCAUAUUGACCAUUAAUAAGGUCAUCCGUUGUCCCCAGUCAUUUUCUCUAGCACCAAAAAAGUUACUCUUUUCAUCUGACACCCCAUUAAGAGUACAUAAAACAUGACAGUGGUCAAUUGUUACGCAAUUUAAAGUUACACAAUGAAAAGUGUACAUGUGCACUGGCAGUCAACCUCGGCCCCAGCAUAUGUUUUGUACACUUACGAAAAUUGAGGAAAAAUUGGAAGACUCCCAAACCUUCCAUUUUCAGACAUUUGUUAACUAAAUGAAGGCCAAAGACUUUGGUACAUGUGUAUGUAGUUUUUUUUGUUUUUUUUUUAGCAAAUCAGGUACCGGUAUUUUCUUGACAUUGGAGCACUAAGGUGCAGCUAGUAUGGCAACCAUACAAUACAAUGUACACUGUACAUGAUGGACACCCAAUGAAGUCUAGUUACAAGUCUGUUAUUCAUUUAUACAGAUACAUGUACAAGUACAAUACCUAUUGUGAUGAGACUUGUUACAUUAAUUUCACACAAUGUUGUCAUUGAUACUACAUGUACUUGUACCCGCAGAUAAAGGUCAAUGAAGUUUUAUACAGCUAUAAAGUUUGAAAUGAGGGCUCAUGUACAUUGAGGACUCAUACAAGAAAGAAAAUUGUGUACACAUACCCGGUACAUGUCCUUGUGCAAUCCUCACUCAUUGUGAAAUAUUUUUUUAUUACAUGCUGGUUCAAAUUCCUCUUCAAUACAUGAAAUGGUGCCAUUGUUAGAAAAAUGUUAGUUUACAAGCAUACAACCAUACCCUAUCUGCGAACAAAAUAUUUCACAUUAAAAAUUCAUUGCAGAUUGAAAUGAUACAAGCAUGAUAGCUUUCAAGGGUGAUUUUACAUUGGUGCAUUUUUAAUUUGAUACAUGUAGGUUUCCUUAAAAAGACAUACAUGUACCAAAAAGAACAAGACCAAAGAUUAAUUUGUUCCACAUCAUCAUGUAUGAGAUGCAUUCUGUGUCUAUGCCAAUUUAUCAAAUAUCUGAAUGUGAUCCAGAUGGCUGUACUCAAGCCACUGAUGUGAAUUAGGAUGAUAUGGUUGUGACGAUGUGAAAAAUAAAAGACAAAGUGGUAAAAAAACCUGUUCUUCUGACUGCGGGCCUGGUGGUUUAGCUCAGAAAGGCUUCGUUGCCCUCGACUAAUAACCCAAUAAUCAUUCCACUUCUCAUGCUCAGUGCUACAGCAUGGCCAUCAGGGGAGUUGGGCUAAUGGUAAAUAGAGGUCAUUAAAUGUGAUCAGGGCUUGGAAUGGGAAGUGGCCAUUUGUGAGAAUAAUGAAUGAGUGGACUGAAUAUUUGAAAUCAUGAAUACCUGGCAUGUUCCGGCUUGGAGUAUCUGAGUGGUAUUGUGAGUGUACGGGAAAUUGGUACAAAUGCAAGGUACUUUUUACAUACAUGUACAUGUACGUUCUGAAUUAUGACAGUAUGCAUUAACACAAAGAAAUAAAUUUAUAUUAAAAGAUGCUAUUGAAAGAAUAUAUACCGGUACAUGAAGUACAUAUAACCAAAACAAUAUUUAAACAAAAGUAAAAUCUAAUACACAAAAGGAAGUGUAGGGUGGUGUAUGGUAGUUUAGUGAGGGACCAACAAUAUGCAGUUUAUGGUUGGAAAGUUGCUCUCUUCCGUACAAAUGCCGGUAAAUUGAAAUUGGAUGUAACUCAUUACGUCUUUAAAAUUAUGUAAGAGCUUCAAACCACAGGUCGAUUGAUCAUGCCUAGUGCAUGUUCCAAUGUGAAGUUGGAAAUACAUGUACUGUAAGUUGUUCUUUACAUUGUCAAAUUGUAAGAGCGCCCUCAGUUGACAGAUGAGAUUCAGAGGGAUCUACAUAACAUGUAUCAUUGUAUGCGUACUAGCCCUACUCUGUUUUUUUUGUACACACGGUUUUGAAUAAAUUUACAUUUCGAAAAAGCUUUCGGAAGCACAUUGCAACAAUCUUCUGCUGUAUGUACUCAACCUGUUUUCAGCUUGGGUAGUAAUGAAGCUACUGGUACAUGUUUCAGUUGUCAUGCUGAAAGAAUUAAAAAAGCAACAACUUUAUUGGAUGUAAUUCUGAUUGGACAAACCUACAAAUGUAGAGACUUUUUCCAGCCAUUUACUAGCACAUGCAAUUGUCUGGACUGAAGUCACACAUGCUCAGUUAAAUUAUGCAAAUUAAAGAAAUGUGAUUACUGAAAUGAAAAAUCUUACUAUCAAUCCUGUUUCCUGACAGGGACUUGUCUCUGUUAUCAAAUUACAGGGACUGGGUACACUGCACAUGUACAUGUACAUACUGCUGUAUGUUAAUUCUUCACCCAGAAGUGGAGACAGGGUACAUGUACCGUAGGUAGAACCCGCAUACGUGUACUUCUGAAUGGAUCCUUGAGUGGGCAGUCUCUGCAGACAAAAUCUUCAAGUGACUAGGAUUUGUUCAUCUUGGGAGCAUCCCACUGUAAGAAGUGAACUGAAUAAAUACAUUUGAGGAGCAUCCCAUGAGGUUCUUGAGGAAUUGAUCUUUUUGUCACCUGUCGGAGUACAUUGUACUGUUGGUAGCUGCCAUCUUGACAGCUAAAUCCUAGGACAGGAGCACUGAGGCGUCUUCCUUGUCUCUGGAGUCAACUAAAGGUAUGUAUGACUCAUGUGAUAAGUACAUUCUGCCAUCCCAUGUCUUCCAUUCUCAUUAUGAUAUAGUUUGAAUCAGAGGCAAUUUGUUUGCUUGUUGCUGAGAAGAAAAGGGUUUGAAAAGAUGUCAAUGGACUACAGCAAACAAAAGUGCCUGGUGUGCGGGGACAAGGCGAGUGGCCUUCACUACACUGUGGUGUCCUGUGAAAGCUGCAAGAGUUUCUUUGGCCGAAAGAUCAAGAGCAAGGCCAAGUUCACCUGUGAAGCCAAUGGCAACUGCGUCAUGGACUUGUACACCAGACGACACUGCCCGGCCUGUCGAUUAAAGAAAUGUCUAGAUGUUGGCAUGAAACCAGAGAGGGUGUGGGAUGAAAAACGUCUUGAGACAAGAAAACCACUGGAGCGCAAGAAUAAGAAGAAAAACAACCAGGUACCUCCUCCACCCCCUCCUCAGCAGCUAGCCCCACCUGUCAGCACAUCGGUGUCCACCCCCGAAACCACACCUGUGCUGAGCAGAGAUCAGGAGGAGUUAAUAGACAGUUUGAAGAAGGCCAAGUAUGACGCUCUUCAUACCAGUGCACCAGUUAAACCCACUGGGCGAUUUGAUGAAAUCCUUCAAAAGAUGAUGGAAGCUCUAACGGGUCAGUCUGGGAUGCCUCCAGGAGGUGGAAUGAUGGAUAUGAGUAACAUGAUGAAAUUCCCCGGCUUCUGUGGUAUGCCUGGACAUAAACAGAACGGUGUGAGGCCUCAUGGACCUAUGGACCUCAGUCAGUUAUGCCCUCCUAUGGCACCUGGCUUUAGUGGGUUUGACAUGAGCCAAUUACCAGGAGAGAACUGCAAUAACUCGUCCUCAGAACACUCCUCAGAGUCACACCCAGAGACAGCCCCCCCACAACCAGAGAUGCGCAUUAAACAAGAGGUGGUGGACAUGGGGUAUGAAAAUAUAAGCGACAAGCACGGUUCAUCUUGCAUGGGUAACGUAGAACUUAAACCAGAGGCUAGGGUUCUGCCCGCUUCAGCUACUCACAUGAAGCCCUGCAUAACACAGGAGAUGAUCAUCUACAACAUGACCUUGUUGGGCGUGGUCAUCCGACAGACUGUCGCAUUCACUAAAGCCAUACCUGCCUUCAGGAAUCUAUCCUAUGAAGACCAGGCCGUUCUGGUCAAGAAUGCCAUCCUGGAAAUCCUCAUGAUAAGGUGCGCGGAGAACUACAUUCCAGAGCGCAACUCCAUCGUUGAUGACAUCACAGGGAGUGAGUGGAGCAUUGAGGCCAUGCUAGCAUCUGGCUUUGCCACCUCAGCCCAGCCUUCAUUGAAGUUUGUACAAGCUCUGCACAGCAUGCAGCUGACUAAGGAAGAGUAUGCGUUACUGCAGGCAAUCACGAUAAUAUCACCUGAUCGGCCAGACAUUGAAAAUCAUGAAGACGUGGAGAGGAUCCAACGACCCAUGGUGGAGACCUUGCAGAUGUUAACUAAGGUCAACCAUCCUGAAGACAAGGUCUUCUUUGCUAAGCUGAUCAUGAAGCUGACGGAUGUCAGAGACUUGGUUACAAGGCACAUCAACGACCUGAUGCAGAUGAAGCUGCCCGACUCACAGUUUGAGAACCUCUUCCCACUUAUAACAGAGAUUUUCAAUGUCUGAUGACCGGCAAGGAAGGGGGGAGAUGGGAAAGCCAAGUGAGCUCAGGAGGAAGUGGGGUCUGUGCCAAAACGAACAGAAAUGACAAACUUUCUCGCACAUGUAUUGGACAAAUCAUCAAUGUGUUUAUAAUCUGGGCAGUGAAUAGCUAUCAUCCAAGAGAUGUGGCAUGCCAUGGACCUGAAAUUGUAUGGCAUAUGCAAGCUUUUGGAUUAAAACUAAAAGCUGACCUAGUGUUCUUUAAGUGAUAGAACUAUAUGUGUCUUAAGGUCGUAGUUAACAAACGUAAAAGGUCUCUAAGUGUAUUAGACUAGCGCACUGAAUAAGAGACAAAAGAAAGAUUAUUAUAGAGGCACGGUGAAUGCAUGACCUCAACCACACCAGAAUGUCAAACCACAGAACAAAUCCACACUCAACGCUUUAUACACACCCAGUCAUGGCAGCAAUCGGGAGUGGAAGACAGUGAUGAAAGUAACAAGGAACAGAAGAAAAUGGUCGUGCAGACAGGACACCAGACCUGACGUGAAUGCAAAUAGAGUAGCCUUUCUAACCUGGUGCCCAGGAUCAACCAGUGCCUCAAGGCCUUGUGAUGUCAUCUUUUGGUAUUGCUGCAAACCUCACCUGAAGCAUGCCCCCUAGGCCCAGCCAAUUAAAGCCCAGGAAUGAAGGCAAUGUGGUUCAUAGCAACCAAUAAAAUGUCGGGAGUGAUGAGGUUUGUACCAGCCCUCGUAUCAAAUCACCAAGGACAGGUCUCCAUCGAAAUUUGUUGCUUGCUCCCCAAAAGACCUGUAGACCUGCCAUUGUAAACCAUACAAAUGAAGUUUCUUUUAUCCGUUGGAGGAGGGGUAAAUGAAUUUCUUCUUGGCUAAAAGGACAAUAAAACUAUUUUAGACACUUUAAUUUUCCUCUCAGUCAUUCUAAUUUGUUGGUCAGUGUAUUUUAAGCUUGUUGAAGGGCAGAAAAAGACUAGCAACCUCAAAAUACCAAAUUAAAGGUUCGGGAUUGAUGGAAUGAUUAUCUUCAACCACAAAAAUCUACACCAUGCUGAAUAAGAAACACCUAAAGUCACAUAUGCCUAGAAUGUUCGCACACUGACCUAACAGGGGUUGGUGGUGUUACCGUCUGUAUUUUGAAGAGAAAACAAACCAUGGGAAGAAGCCUCUGAAGUUAAUAUUUGGGGAAAAAAUGAUGGGGAAGAGAAUGGAUUUGGUUGAAAUUGUUUGUGCUUCCAGAGAUGUAUUAGUGAUGUGCCAAAAGUUAAUUGCCAACAAUGUCAGAUGAAAAGAUGAGAUGUAGACAUCUUUGGAUGUGCAAACUAUUGAAUAUGUAUUUGCAACAUUGACAAGUCGUUAAUUGAUGUUCCUCCUGGGUUUUUAACAUUCACCAAUCCUGCACAGAUUCUGUGUGUUGAGGUAAUGCCAGCCUAGUCUAGCAGUAAACGUGAUUGGUUGCUAUGGACAUGUACAUAUGAUUUUUAUGUAAAAAAUAGGUUUUUGAUGAUGAUUAAUGCCUUAAUUAUGUGAAUUUGAAUUCACCAAUGUUUGAAAUGAAUUAUACCCAAUCACAGAUUGUGGACAGGCUUUAUUUUCUAAGUUGUAAAUCUUGAAUUUCCUUGUUUUUAAUCUGGUCUCAUUUGUGGCUUUUUGGUAAAAAAUUGUGUCCCUGUGAUAUUUCGUAUAUUUUUCCCCUCUGGACAUUUUCUUGUUCUCUCGUGGGUUCCAAAACAACUGCAGUUUUCACUUAAUAAGGGCUGUAUUACAUCGGAUUGGAUAGAACAUGCAGUAGUCAGUAGGCUGUCAGCUUUGCAUAAUUUACUUUCCAGUCCUAGCCCAACUAUCUACCUCAUGAUAAAGGAGAUACAUGUUUGUUCAACCGGAGAUAGCAAAUGAAACAAGCCUAGAUAAGUUGCCAUUCCUGGUUUAGUGUUAACAGGUACUUAAAAAAUCUUGAUACCAUGCUGAGAAUAACUAUUUGUAGUGGAGAUGUAUUGUAGCUCAGAACACAACGUUGCUUAGCCCAAAGUUUUAUUUCACAAAAAAUCAAGCUGCUAGGCCAAAAAUCGUGCGAUGUAAAUUGCCUGGGAGCAGAUUGAGCAAAUGUUCAGCCAAUCAGACUUAUUUGCUUGGCUCCAGUUUAGCUAAGCAGUAAAGUAAGCCUGCCAGAUAUACCACUCAUGUAUACAGACUCGAAGAUUAAGUUCCAAAACUAUAAACUAUGAUUAAGAAUCACUCUUGGGCAUCAAGUAACAGUUACACAUCAGACAAUAUUAUGUUUCAUUUUGACGAUUCUUAUUUUGUUAUUCCUCAACAAAAAAUUUCCUCCAUAUUGGACAUGAUUAACAAUCCCAUGCAUGUGGACAUUCUACACCAUGUGAAUCUUGCACUCCGAAAAGCGUUCACCAAUAUUAUUUGAAAUCAAAUAUUUUGUUGAUGGAUUACUUUUUAAACUUGGCAAUUUUUCUCAACCCAAAAUAAUCACAGUAAGGAGAUGAUGAACAAUAAUAAUACAAUUCAUGAUUUUUUUUCCCCAAGUGAGGUCUGUAGUUUUCCUCUGACCUGUCAUAACUUUCUGGUCUUUCUUUCCUGUUUCUAUCCUGUUUCCUUUCCUUUCACUUUCUCAGUUUUCCCUGACACUUCUUCCUGCGCUGCCCUACUUCUCGUAACCUCGAUCCUUGGCCUUGAAAGUCAGAGAACGUUGAGUUAUUGUGCUUUCGUUUGAGACCCAAUUGCUCUACCAAAUUACAGUGUCUUUCACCUUUGUGUCAAUUUCUUCUACAUUUACAGCUUCAACAACUGAAAGUCGUAUGUGCAGCUUGCUGACAGAAAAAAAGUUUUUAUCUCUUUAGAGAUAAAUUCUGUCUGAUUUGUUAAGACUACAGAACCUGUGGUUUGAAAAUUCUCAUGCAGUAUGAUUUGGAUCACAGCCUGCUUUGAGUGCAAAAGUUGUGUGUCUUUAUAUCUUUUAUUUUCUUCAAUAGGUGGCUGAGAUGUAAUUUAGUACUGCAGGUUUCUUAGCUUCCAACACAAUAUUCACUGUCCAAAUAGAUAUGGGUUUUUCUAAAUUAUGAUCAAUAAACUGCCCGAGGUGUAGCAAAUCACAAGAUGGUUAGAGUUGAGCCGCUUCGGUUUCGGCAAAAUGUUGAGACUACCAUUGUGUGCCAUUCCAGAUGUGUGUUUUUCUUAAGAAUGGUAUUCAUCUGUCUUGAAGAGGCUAGCCACAGAAAUACAAGAAAGUGCAAACAUGUAUGAAAGUACAGCCCAUAAACAAAACCAAACAAAAAGCCUGGGGUGAUAUAAAUGGAUGGGUUGAUCACCAUCAAGAUUGAUGAUGUGAAAGAAGAGAGAAACAGGUAGGCACCAUAGCAGUCAGGUGCAGCAUUCCAUCCGAAUUUUGUCUUUGCAUGGUUUGUAUCAGACUUGACGUCUCAAUUAACCUCAUGUUGUCUGAGCUCGCUGAUCCCCCGCCACCUUGUGCCAUUUGUUCAUAUUGUGCUAUUUAUUUGUGUUCCAAAUUGUAUAUGACUGUCUGUGCAUCAAGUAUUUGUCACGUUUGGACCCUGAAUGAGUAAAUGGUACAGAUAACAAUGAUACUGUUCCUUGCAAAGAAUUAUGUCAUGCAGAGAUGUAUUGUUCCGAAUAUUUUUUUUUUUUUUUUCUGAAAAGCUUAGGAACCUCAGUAGGCAACUCCAGCAGUAUUAUGCAGGCUAAUGCAAUGUGAGAGUUCACAAUGUAAAAUAUUCAUGUGGUGUUCAGUUUUUUGCAGUAACAAAUGGUAGAUCCACUUGUAACGUUUCUUUACGAAAGUUAGUGUACAUGCACACUACACUUAUUUUGCAUCCCUGAGUAGGUUAUUCUGACUUUAAAACAUUGUACCGAAUGGACGUUGUGCCAAAUUUUGGGCCAGUCACUGCCCUGUUUUAUUGAGAGAUUGUUGAGAUUGAUGUUAUUAAAAAGAAUACACACUAGUUGAAAAAACUGCUGCACUGACCAAAAAAACUGAAAUAUAAUGAAUGUGACCAUUUGGAGGUAGUGAUAAGCAUUAGUACAGUUGUGUUGUAGAAUUUCUUUCCAUGGCGGUUGUUGGACAAAAUAUGAAAAGGGGAAAAAGAAACUAUUCUGGUCAAGUUUUGUUACAUGGACAAUUUCCACGAUCUGUAAUUUGGGGGAUGUAUUACUGUGGGCUUCCAGACUGUUAGGGGGGAUGGCUCUGGAUUCCAGAUGACCAAAUUGUUCUUUUCAACUGUCGUUAAAAAUUUUAUGUUUGCGUGAUUACCAAGGCUUUUCACAUUAGUUAUGAUAUCUGAUGAUAGAUAGCAGGGAAGUAUACAAUAGCUCUCUAGACUCCAUGUAGGGCACAAAUCAAACUGAAUAUUGUCACAGUUUCCCUCAGCGAUCGCAUCAGAGUAUGAAGAAGUGGACUGGAUUUUCAGAUACUAUGUCUCCCAAUCGUUGCCAGUCGCCAAUCUUUCGGUAGCCAAGGCGGUGUUUUCAGGAUCACUGCUAGGAAGCACAGGCCAUGCAUUACAUUUUAAAAUAGACAUUAGCAUGGUGAGGUUUCAAAAUCUCUUUCCCAUUUUCUGUUUACAGGGAUUUUUCGUUUGACGUCAACAACAGCCAUGAUCAUUUUUUUGUACAUAAAUGAGGGAAUAUACUGUAGCAAUGUUGUGGUUAUGCAUGCAUAGUUUGGUGUUUAAAAUUGGCAGAAAUAUGUUUUAAUUACAAGCAUGUCUUCUGCUUACAAGGAGAACCUUGUUCACUGAUAACCAAGCCAAACCCUUGUUUGAAGAACUAAAGCCAUUCAAACACAACAAUUUUCAAUUAUAGGUUGACAUUUUCAGUUGUAUACUGUUACAUGGACACAUUGUGUACCUGUCAUUUGUAAGCCAAUUGCCUGUAGGUAUUAGACGCCCCCAUUUCUUCUUGUACAUUAUGUACAUAGUGAUUAACAUGAUACUGUAACUGUGUGGACCGUGUUGAGUUGAUACCCCUGUAAGGGGGGCAAUUGUUGUUAUUCACUGUUUUUUCUUCCCUUGAGUGGGCUCUCACGUAUCGUUGCCUUCUAUUAUUCGUCUUCACCUGUCUACGUGUCUUGCACUCUUGGAGUAUAUUAUCUCUUCAACUUCAUUAUUAAGAGUAUCAAUAAAUAAGCACCGAAUGGUCCAAUAUUUCUUCAAGAA